Messenger RNA from Entamoeba invadens IP1, 621 nucleotides. RefSeq names its product furin repeat-containing protein, putative. The transcript has a single exon. Lineage: Eukaryota; Evosea; Mastigamoebida; Endamoebidae. Bases 1 to 621 code for a protein of 206 amino acids. The record is from RefSeq and is a predicted model, not a curated record.
AUGAAUGGGAACACAUGUGAACCUUGUGAUCUCAACUGUCUUACAUGCACCUCAGCCACCGAGUGUGAUGCUUGUAUUAAUCCAAACCGUAAGCCGACACCAGGCAACAAGUGUGAUGGGUGCAAUGAAGGGUAUUAUUGGGAUGCUGACAAGCAGAAUUGUUUCCCAUGUUUCAAAAAUUGUGAUGUUUGUAAGGACUCGACUACCUGUGAGAAGUGUACUGUUGCUGGCAAUUUUGAAUCAAGUCCGAACAGUGAAGGGAAGUGCAGAUGUGUUGUUGGUUAUGUUUAUAAUGAAACAUUAGACGCGUGCGACCCAUGCAAAGAAAAUAAGAACGAGUUCUGCUCAACUUGCGAGAAGGAAAGUUGCACACUUUGUAAUGCGGAAUACCUUGAACCAAAGGGAAGCGAGUGCGUCUGUAAGGCGGGAUAUUACACUACAAGUUGGGGAAGUUGUAUUCCAUGUGAUAGACAUAUCAGCGGUUGUCUCUUGUGCGAAGAAAAGGAUAAAUGCUCGAAGUGCAACGACGGAUAUAAACUUAAUCAAACAACUGGAAGAUGUGAUGGCGCUUGGGAAAUUACUGUGGCGCUAUUUGUCGCCGUCAUGAUCCUUUUUAUUUGA